Messenger RNA from Trypanosoma theileri, 390 nucleotides. RefSeq lists its product as uncharacterized. The record is from RefSeq and is a predicted model, not a curated record. The transcript has a single exon. The coding region runs from base 1 to 390 and encodes 129 amino acids. NCBI's taxonomy places the organism in Eukaryota, Euglenozoa, Kinetoplastea, Trypanosomatida, Trypanosomatidae.
AUGAAGUUGGUUCGGCGGGCGCGAAAGAGCAUUCGCGAGCGGCGAAUGAAGGCGUGCAUGCGGGAUCUUAGCGCCAACCUCGAGCGGGUGGAGAUGCGUGUAUAUAAACAGCAGAAGCACCAGCGGCAGCAGCAGCGGCGGGUGGCCGGCCUCCGCCCGGAGAAUUUCGUCCCGCCGGAUGUACUCCGCGGAGAGAUGAAUGCGGAGCUGCACGAGAUUGAGUGUAGACUCCACCGCGAGGCGGGACUCCCACCGCCACCGCCACUUCAUCUGCAGAUGCGGGGCGAUAGAAAACACGACACUCAACGGCCAGGCACACGGCGCAUUGGCUUUGUCGAGUUUGGCGCAAUCGCACAGACCGUAAUGCAGCGCCACAGUUGUGCCUGCUAA